Messenger RNA from Phalaenopsis equestris, 2310 nucleotides. Its product is annotated as ABC transporter G family member 6-like. The transcript has 3 exons. The record is from RefSeq and is a predicted model, not a curated record. Lineage: Eukaryota; Viridiplantae; Streptophyta; Magnoliopsida; Asparagales; Orchidaceae. Gene Ontology annotation, molecular function: ATP hydrolysis activity; ATP binding; ABC-type transporter activity. Gene Ontology annotation, cellular component: membrane.
CCACCCUUUCCCUGUCUCAUUCCUCUAUUUCUCAUUUCAUCGGUAAAACGUCACAACGCAGUCAGGACAAAAGGCGGCGAUGCCUCUUCACUCUGUCCUCAAAACACAACCCAUGCCGCACUCCGCCACCGUCGUCGCCGAGCAUGACCUCAAUCGCAACGGUCUCCUCCCUGUAGGAAUCAACGCCGCAGAGUCCCAUCCAGCCGAGCUUCUCCGCUUAGCUGUCGAUGCCGACCGAACCACUGAAAACACACCGGUAGAGCUUGACCACCCUCCCCCUUUCAUCCUCAGCUUCUACAACCUAACCUACACCAUCAAGACCCAAACUUCAAAAACUAUUCCUUACUUUGUCGAUCGCAUCCAUCUUCCAUCAGACAGAGAUGCGCUCCCUCCCCGUCGCACCCUCCUAGACUCUAUCUCUGGCGAGGCUCGCGAGGGCGAGAUCCUCGCCGUAGUGGGUGCCAGCGGUUCCGGAAAAUCCACACUCAUCGACGCCCUCGCCGAUCGCAUCGCCAAGCCUAGCCUCGGCAAUGGAGUCAUCUACCUCAACGGCGAGCUCUUGGAAUCCAAGAUCCAAAAAACUAUUUCUGCCUACGUGAUGCAAGACGACCUCCUCUUUCCUAUGCUCACCGUUGAGGAGACCCUUACUUUCGCCGCCGAAUUCCGACUACCACGGUGGCUCUCCGCCUCAAAGAAGUUAGCCCGAGUGCAAGCUCUCAUCGACCAACUCGGCCUCCGCGCAGCGGCUUCCACCAUAAUAGGUGACGAGGGCCAUCGUGGAAUUUCGGGCGGGGAGCGUCGCCGUGUGUCCAUAGGCACGGAUAUUAUCCACGAUCCCAUACUCCUAUUUCUGGACGAGCCAACGUCCGGGCUUGACUCCACCAGCGCUUUCAUGGUGAUGAAGGUACUGCAGAGGAUUGCAAGCUCGGGAAGCGUUGUCGUUACUUCGAUUCACCAGCCUAGCGCGAGGAUUCUAGGGGUUAUUGACAGACUGUUGGUACUAUCGAAGGGGAGGACAGUAUUCUUCGGGAGCCCGGACACUUUGAUAGACUUUUUCGGCGAUUUUGGGAGGCCGAUGACCCAAGGCGAGAAUAGAGCGGAGUUCGCCCUCGAUGUUGUUCGAGAGCUAGAGGCCGGGCCCGGCGGCGGCGACGAGCUCGUCCAGUUCUAUCGUUCGUGGCAAUCCAUGAAAAUUUUGUUUUUCAUGUUACCAAUUUACUGAUAUCACAUUUUAUGCUAAACUAUUCAAAAAGCAGCUUCAUCAUCAUCGCUGUCAUCUGCCUCGAAGGUGCCUCACUUCGCCAAUCCCUUCAACGUUGAACUCGCCGUCCUGACACGGCACCCCCCCGUCCUGGCACGACGCUCCUUCACCAACACCAGACGCAUGCCUGAGCUCUUCUUCAUGCGUCUCGGUUCCGUCUUAGUAACAGGCGGCAUUCUGGCCACGGUCUUCUUCCGACUUGACUCAUCCCCUCGCGGCGUACAAGAGCGUCUCGGUUUCUUUGCUUUCGCCAUGUCCACGACGUACUACACUUGCUCUGAUGCCCUCCCCGUCUUCCUUCAAGAGCGCUAUAUCUUCCUCCGCGAGACAGCCUACAACUCUUACCGCCGCUCCUCCUACGUCCUUUCCAACGCCCUCGUCUCCUUACCUUCCCUUGUCCUUCUCUCCCUUGCCUUCACUUCCGCUACUUUCUUUGGCGUUGGACUCGCGGGAGGUGCUUCGGGCUUCCUCUUCUACUUGCUUAUCAUCUUCGCCUCCUUUUGGGCUGGAAGCGGCUUCGUCACCUUUCUCUCGGCUAUCGUAUCUCAGGUAAUGCUUGGCUACGUCGUUGUUGUCGCCGUGCUCGCUUAUUUCCUUCUUUUCAGUGGCUUCUUCAUCAACCGCGACAGAAUACCUGACUACUGGAUCUGGUUUCACUACCUCUCGCUGGUGAAGUAUUCAUAUGAAGGGGUUCUGCACAAUGAAUUUGGGGAAGCUGGAAAAUGCUUUGUGAGAGGAAUGCAGAUAUUUGAUACGACUCCGCUGGGUAAGAUGCCGGAGGAGAUGAAGAAGAGGGUGUUGGCGGCAAUUGGAGGAGCGUUGGGGAUGACCAUAUCGCCGGAGACGUGCCUGACGACGGGUUUGGAUAUAUUGAAGCAGAAUGGGGUGACGCAGCUUGGAAAGUGGUGGUGCCUUGCCGUCACUGUCGCAUGGGGGAUUUUCUUUAGGGUUUUAUUUUACUUGGCGCUAUUAUUUGGGGGCAGGAACAAGAGGAGGUAAAUUACGGUGAAGGCGUAUUUGUAGGUAGGGGAAAAUAAUUAUCUCAGGAA